UUUUAUAGGUUAUGUUAUGAUGUUUUGUUUUUUCUACAGUUUUCUAUUAUUAUAUUAAUUUAUUUCUGAUUUCCUGAGUUUUGUACACAAAAUACAUUGAUUAAAAUAACUUUUGCUCAAUAAACAUUAUGAAAGGCAUUAGAAAUUUAUCUGCUGUUAGAUCUAAAUUGAUCUCGAAUCCUGUUGAAGAUAAUACAUCAGAAAAAAUAUUGAAAACAUCUUUGAAUGGUGAUUUUGCAACACUAGAAUAUGAAAAAAUAGGCGCAAAUUCUUAUGAUUUAAUCCACACAAACAUACCUGAAGAAUACCAUGGACAAGGACUAGGAACAGUUUUUGCUCAUAAAAUCUUUGAGCAUUUGGCAAGUAAAAAUAUCAAAUUUAAGCUGACAUGUGAAUUUUUGGAAAAUGUGUUCAAUAAAAGUGGUAAAAAAUAUCAAGAUUACCUGAUUCCUAAAUAGUAUUUUUAAUAGUACACGAGAGAAAUGAAACAAAGCAAGUAAUAGGUGUAAUAGAUUUUCGUAGAUCAAAGUUAGCUAUCGUUUUAGGUAUUUUAUGUAAUAUUGUUUGAACACUUUUUAUAUUUAUUUAUAAUACUCAUAAAAAUAUUUAUAUAUUUUUUAUAUUUAAAUCUCAAUUAAAAUUGUAUAUUCCAUUCAA
Diabrotica virgifera virgifera (western corn rootworm) is the source of this 657-nucleotide messenger RNA. RefSeq names its product protein NATD1-like. The transcript has 2 exons. NCBI's taxonomy places the organism in Eukaryota, Metazoa, Arthropoda, Insecta, Coleoptera, Chrysomelidae. Bases 129 to 458 code for a protein of 109 amino acids. The record is from RefSeq and is a predicted model, not a curated record.